Cheilinus undulatus (humphead wrasse) is the source of this 9811-nucleotide messenger RNA. RefSeq names its product kinesin family member 1Ab (gene kif1ab). Gene Ontology annotation, molecular function: ATP binding; microtubule binding; ATP hydrolysis activity. The record is from RefSeq and is a predicted model, not a curated record. Gene Ontology annotation, biological process: microtubule-based movement; cytoskeleton-dependent intracellular transport; phosphorelay signal transduction system. The transcript has 48 exons. Bases 470 to 5644 code for a protein of 1724 amino acids. Lineage: Eukaryota; Metazoa; Chordata; Actinopteri; Labriformes; Labridae. Gene Ontology annotation, cellular component: microtubule; dendrite; axon.
GCGCCGCCAUUUUCCCCUCAGUUCAGAACGGCUGACGGACAGGAACCGCUGGAGCAUCCCGCACCCAUCUACCUUGUUUAUCCAUCUGACUCCUCCCUCCUCCCCAUCGCCCCCCUCCUGUCUCCCACUCUCGUCUGUAACUGACGCACCGCUGCGUUCACAGCUCGCGCCCACCCAGCGCUGCUGCUGAAGCUGCGUCUCUCUCUCUCUCUCUCCGGCGGAUUCGCCAUGUAUGGAUGAGCUACGGAGAGAGAUGCUGUAGGCUGACCAAAGACAGCGAAUUACACAGAAACACAGGCUGCUGAAGAGAUUCAAGAAGGAGGGAGCGGAGGAAUCUGGAUUUGAAUGGGCAGAGGAGGAUUCACCCUCUGCAGUCGUCGAGUGUGAGUUGCCGAGGUGCCAGGUGUGUGUGUGUGUAUAGCCACACAAAUAUUUAGCUCUUCUGCUCAUCCACUCACCCACCAGUGACAUGGCGGGGGCUUCGGUGAAAGUGGCUGUGAGGGUCCGGCCCUUCAACUCUAGAGAGAUUGGGAAGGAGAGCAAGUGCAUCAUUCAGAUGUCAGGAAACACCACAACAAUCCUGAACCCCAAACAGCCAAAAGAAAACAAGAGCUUCAACUUUGACUUCUCUUACUGGUCACACACCACGCCUGAGGAUAUCAACUAUGCGUCCCAGAUGCAGGUGUACAAGGACAUCGGUGAGGAAAUGCUGCUUCAUGCCUUUGAGGGCUACAACGUGUGCAUAUUUGCUUAUGGACAGACCGGAGCAGGGAAAAGCUAUACCAUGAUGGGACGACAGGAGAAAGACCAGCAGGGAAUCAUACCCCUGCUGUGUGAGGACCUUUUCACCAAGAUUAAUGACAGCAAUAAUGACAACAGCAUGUCUUACUCUGUGGAGGUAAGUUACAUGGAGAUCUACUGUGAGCGUGUGCGUGACCUGCUAAAUCCUAAAAACAAAGGGAACCUACGUGUCAGAGAGCACCCUCUGAUGGGGCCCUAUGUUGAAGAUUUAUCCAAGCUCGCCGUCACUUCAUACAAUGACAUCCAGGACCUGAUGGACUCUGGAAACAAGGCCAGGACUGUGGCUGCGACCAACAUGAACGAGACCAGCAGUCGCUCCCAUGCCGUCUUUAACAUCAUCUUCACACAAAAGAAACACGACAUGGAGACGGACAACACAUCAGAAAAGGUCAGUAAGAUCAGCCUGGUGGACUUGGCUGGUAGUGAGAGAGCUGACUCUACCGGAGCUAAAGGGACCAGACUGAAGGAAGGAGCAAACAUCAACAAAUCUCUAACAACACUGGGGAAAGUUAUUUCUGCACUGGCUGAAAUGGACUCUGUACCAAACAAGAACAAGAAAAAGAAGAAGGUGGAGAGUUUCAUCCCCUACAGAGACUCAGUCCUGACCUGGCUGCUGAGGGAGAAUUUGGGAGGAAACUCUCGUACCGCCAUGGUGGCCGCCCUCAGCCCUGCUGAUAUUAACUAUGAUGAGACCCUCAGUACCCUCAGGUACGCUGAUCGUGCCAAGCAGAUCCGUUGUAACGCCGUGAUAAACGAGGACCCCAACAACCGGCUGGUGCGUGAGCUGAAAGAGGAGGUUGCUCGCCUUAAAGACCUGCUGUAUGCACAGGGCCUGGGAGACAUCAUCGAGAACCUGUGCGAUUACAAGAACUUUGUGAAUAAUCGCCAGGCUGUCAAUCAAAGGGGUGAUCUCUCCACAGUGACCCACGCCAUGACAGGAAUGAGCCCCUCCCCAUCGCUCUCAGCCCUGUCCAGUCGCGCCGGCUCCAUCAGCAACUUGCACGACCGCAUCUUCAGCCCAGCCAGCGAGGAGGCCAUCGAGAGACUCAAGGAAACAGAAAAGAUCAUUGCAGAGCUCAAUGAGACCUGGGAGGAGAAACUUCGACGUACUGAGGCCAUCCGUAUGGAAAGGGAGGCCCUGCUGGCUGAGAUGGGUGUUGCAAUGAGAGAAGAUGGAGGCACUGUUGGCGUCUUCUCCCCGAAGAAGACUCCUCAUCUGGUGAAUCUGAAUGAAGACCCGCUGAUGUCAGAGUGCCUGCUGUAUUACAUCAAAGACGGCAUCACUAAAGUUGGCAGAGAAAAUGCCAAAACUCGACAAGACAUUGUUCUCAGCGGCCAUUUCAUCAAAGAUGAACACUGCACAUUCAGCAGCACCACCGGCCCUCAGGGAGAAGGAAUCGUUGUUCUGGAGCCAUGUGAGGGAUCAGAGACAUACGUCAACGGGAAGAAAGUGACCUCUCCCAUUGUUCUUCGAUCUGGGAACCGCAUCAUCAUGGGAAAGAGCCACGUGUUUCGCUUCAACGACCCGGAGCAGGCUCGUAUGGAGCGGGAGAGGACGCCAUGUGCAGAGACGCCGGUGGAGCCCGUGGACUGGGCAUUCGCUCAGCGAGAGCUGCUGGAGAAACAAGGCAUUGACAUGAAGCAGGAGAUGGAGCAGAGGCUUCAGGAGCUUGAAGAUCAGUAUCGCAAAGAAAGAGAAGAAGCCAGUAACCUACUGGAGCAGCAGAGGCUGGAUUAUGAGAGUAAACUGGAGGCUCUACAGAAACAAGUCGACUCUCGAUACCUGGAGUCUCCCGAGGAAGAAGAAGAGCCUGAAGAGGAAGUGCCAUGGACGACUCGUGAGACUGAGCUGGCUCUAUGGGCAUUCAGAAAGUGGCGUUUUUACCAGUUCACCUCUCUCAGGGAUCUUCUUUGGGGCAACGCCAUCUUCCUCAAAGAGGCUAACGCUAUUAGUGUGGAGCUGAAGAAAAAGGUUCAAUUCCAGUUCGUCCUGUUGACAGACACACUCUACUCUCCCCUUCCCCCUGACCUCCUUCCCCCCAGUGCGGCCAAAGAAAGAGAGAGGAGACCUUUUCCACAAACAAUUGUUGCUGUCGAAGUACAAGACCAAAAGAAUGGAGCAACACAUUACUGGACUCUGGAGAAACUCAGGCAGAGACUGGACCUUAUGAGAGAAAUGUACGACCGUGCUGCAGAGCUUCCCAGCAGCGCUGUGGAGGACUGUGACCAUGCUCUGACCGGAGGAGACCCCUUCUACGACCGCUUCCCUUGGUUCCGCCUGGUCGGCAGGGCGUUUGUGUACCUGAGCAACCUGCUGUACCCAGUGCCCCUGGUGCACCGUGUGGCCAUCGUCAGUGAGAAAGGAGAGGUGAAAGGCUUCCUCAGAGUGGCUGUUCAGGCCAUCUCAGCUGAUGAAGAGGCCCCUGAUUACGGCUCUGGUGUGAGGCAGUCAGGCACCGCCAAGAUCUCCUUCGAAGACAAACAGUUUGAGAAGUUCCAGACAGAGACGUCUGCUGGCGGUCUUUCCCACUCCAACACAUCUCAGGAGGAGCUGCGAAUCGUGGAGGGAGAAGGACAGACCACUGAGAUGGGAAUCUCUGCAGAUGAGGUCAACAACAACACCUGUCCAGGUGAGGUAACACCAGACACCAAUGUGUCUGUGUCUCCUCUGUCUCAUGUAGCAGUCCUGGAGGUUCCCCGCAGCCCAGUGAAGAGUUCAGGUCUCGGCCUAGAUCUUCCCCUGGACCUCUCCCCUGAAAAAGCCCUGUCCCACCUGAAGAUCGGCAGCACCUUCACCUUCAGAGUCACCGUCCUGCAGGCGUCCAGCAUCUCGGCUGAAUAUGCAGAUAUUUUCUGCCAGUUUAACUUCAUUCACCGCCACGAUGAAGCUUUCUCUACUGAGCCACUGAAGAACACAGGCAGAGGACCUCCACUCGGCUUCUACCACGUUCAAAAUAUCACAGUUGAGGUGACAAAGUCCUUUGUGGAGUACAUCAAAACCCAGCCCAUCGUCUUUGAGGUUUUCGGUCAUUAUCAGAAACAGCCUUUCCCUCCGCUCUGCAAAGACCUCAUCAGUCCACUGAGACCUACCAGGAGGCAGUUCCCCAGAGUCAUGCCCUUAUCCAAACCAGUGCCGGCCACAAAGCUCAGCACUCUGACUCGCUCCACUGCAGGACCGUGUCACGCCAAAUAUGACCUCAUGGUGUUCUUUGAGAUCUGUGAGCUUGAAGCUAACGGAGACUACAUCCCAGCUGUUGUUGACCACAGAACCGGGAUGCCCUGCCAUGGCACGUUCCUCCUACACCAGGGCAUUCAGAGGAGGAUCACUGUAACCAUCGCACAUGAAACAGGGAACGACAUUGAGUGGAAAGAAGUGAAGGAGCUGGUUAUUGGUCGUAUUAGAAACACACCAGAGGCUGAUGAGACCAUCAUAGACCCAAACAUCCUCUCCCUCAACAUCCUGUCGUCUGGAUACUUCUGGCCAAAACACAAUGACAACGUCUCCUUGGGAGUUGACCAUAGAACUUUCUACCGGUUUGAUGCAGCGUGGGACAGCUCCAUGCACAACUCUCUGCUUCUGAACAGAGUCACUCCCUAUGGGGAGAAGAUCUACAUCACCCUGUCUGCUUAUCUAGAGAUGGAGAACUGCACUCAGCCAACAGUGAUUACCAAAGAUUUCUGCAUGGUGUUUUAUUCCCGGGAUGCCAAGCUGCCAGCCUCGCGCUCCAUCAGAAACCUCUUCAGCACCGGCUGCCUCAGGCCUUCUGAGAGCAAUCGUGUCACUGGAGUCUAUGAAGUCACCCUCUGCCAUGUGGCGGACAACGGAAGUCCAGGUAUGCAGCGUCGUCGCAGGCGUGUGUUGGACACCUCUGUGGCAUAUGUAAGGGGAGAGGAGAACCUGGCUGGAUGGAGGCCUCGCAGUGACAGUCUCAUCUUGGAUCACCAGUGGGAACUGGAAAAACUCAGUUUACUGCAGGAGGUGGAGAAGACCAGGCACUACCUGCUGCUAAGGGAGAAGCUGGAGGCGACCCUGCAGGCAGGACAGGAUGCACUUUACAAGAACAGCGACAUCAGCGACUUUGCAAAGAGCCCCGUCCUUAGCCACAGUCCUGGAAGUAUCCCCCCAACCCCUGAAAGCCCCAACCAGAGGCAGAGGGAGCUGGCUGCCAAGUGUCUGCGUCUGCUGAUGCACACCUUCAACAGGGAGUACAGCCAGGUGAGCAGCAGUGCCAGUGAGAGCAAGCUCUCUGAGAUGUCUGCUUCACUGAUGAGAGACUCCUCCUCGUCUGGACUCAGCACGCUCACUCCAUCCUCUACCUGUCCCUCACUGGUUGAGGGGCAUUAUGACAUCAGACACACUGAACCCAGUUCAGAAGCAUCCACACCUGAUCUGGAUCCAUACAGCCCUGUGGACAGAAAGAAAGCUCUCAAAGGAUGCACAUUUGUUCCUGAUAUCCAGGAGAUUCGUGUCAGCCCCAUAGUGUCAAAGAAAGGCUACCUGCACUUUCUGGAGCCACAUACCAGUGGCUGGGUGAAGCGUUAUGUGGUGGUGCGCAGACCCUACGUCUACCUGUACCGCAGCGAGAGGGACAGCGUGGAGAGAGCGGUCAUCAACCUGUCAUCUGCUAAGGUGGAAUACAGUGAGGACAAACAGACCUUACUGCGGACUCCAAACACGUUUGCUGUGUGCACUGAGCACCGAGGGAUUCUGCUGCAGGCCACCAAUGACAAAGAGAUGCACGACUGGCUGUACGCUUUUAACCCUCUGCUAGCCGGCACCAUCAGGUCAAAGCUCUCUCGGAGAAAGUCAGUCCAGUCGGCCCCGGCUGCUCAGAGGAUGUGAGAGGUGAAAGGACCUGGUGGAAAACAAAGAAACAAAACAAUCUGAACGCUCCACUCACCGCCCUCCUCUAAUAAACUUAACACAUAUAAACAAAUUAUACAAAAAACAUUUAAAUAACCUACCAUAUGAUGACCCCUCCCCACUCCAAAAAGACCCACGAGUGCUCAUCCUAAAGCCUAAAAAGACCCCCCUCCUCUCUCUUGUUUUGCAGUCACAACCUAAAGUCCCUGCAUGCUGUGCUCCCUCUUAGAAGAGACAUACAACAAACUAAACUCCCAAACCUGUUCAUUAACUCUCCUCUGCUGGGACUCGGGACUUCUUUUAGUCAUUAUACAUGUAGACGUCUGCCAUCUGUGAGGCUACCUGUUACCUGUAGAGAGUUCAUAUGUGGUCAGUCCCUUCUUUACUCAUUAUUACUUCAUUAACAAAUCCAAGUUAUGUGUUUAUCAUUAAAAACGCAUAACAGUGCAAAGAAGAAACAUGCACCUAUUAUAUACUGUACAUUACCUCAGUGUGGACUUGCCUAACUGCAGAGGUCUCAGAUAGCAAACAGAUCUGCCAAUUUAACAUGAAGUAGCAUGAGGGAGGUCAGGAUGAAGUGGUACAUUAUGCUUAUGUUUUUGUAACUGGUUCCACAAAAAUAACCCAGUAUCCAGAGAAAUAAUUCAUCUGGCUGCCUUGCUCCCAGUAUGUGCUUUCUUUAAUCCCUGUGUAAAUGAUAAUCCUAUUUAUUGUCCCUGUUGUUGUUUCACUGCACUGUUACUUACUAGUGACAGGGGCGUUGAUCAGUUUUGUUGCAUGGCACUUUAUCGUCUUUAUUGAGUUAAUGUACUGUUUUAUUUACUCUGUUGUUUUAACCAAAGCUAUUUUUAACUGUUUUAAAUCAUUUUGUAUGUGUGCUGGGUUUAAGAUGUUAUGGACAAAUGUUGACAUGUUCUCUUUCUUGUUAAGAGAUGCCACUACGUGCAGUACAUGUGAAGCUAAGCUACAUGUUAGCUGGGCUUAGCAUAGCGACUGUGCAGAACGUAAAACCUGUAUACCAGCGCCUCUUAAGCUUGAGGGUUAGGUAGAUGUAAAAUGUCCUGAUAUUACUGGAAGUUGUGUUGGCAAAAACUUCCAGGGAAAGGAAAAUACAAACUUUAUAUAAUGUGAGCCUAAGAGCUGCUGGUAACUGGACCUUAAAUAAAGCUAGGCUAGCGGGUUUCCCUUGUUUCCAGGAUUUGUGCUACACCUAUGGCACUAACUUUUAUGGUGCAUUUCCACUAAGUGGUAUGGUUUGGUGUGUUUUAUGCUUAGGAAUGGGCUGCAGUAGGUCUAGCUUCACUCUCUACAGUCAGAUAUGUGCCCUAACAGAAAUGUGAUGAUAGUACAGAUUGGUUAAUUUGGUAACUUUACCAACUUUUAACUGUAGAAACAGAUGUUAUUGUGUGUCGAAAGGAACUGAAUCAGCCCUAUUGAUGUAAAUGCAGCUUUAGUUUGACUCAGUAGAUCUUGAGUGUGCCGUUCCUCACAAGGACUGAAGUGAUGCCCAUCUUUAAGGGUUAUUGAUCAACAUGUCUGUUUUUUCUCUUCCUUAAGGUUGAAGUGUUUCUUCACACUAACCAAUCAUAAAUUAACCUUUAAUCUUAAAUACACCAGGAGAACUGCACUGGCAGUGUUUUGAGUAAGCAAAGAAGCUUUUAUUCAGUCUGCUAUGAGUUAGCAGAGUUGCUACAUCUGGUUCUUUUUCUAUAUAAGUCUCGUCUUGUAGCUGAAAUUUUAAUUUACCAUGGACCUGUAAUCUGUGUGAGUUGCUUUGAGUGGACAAGAGCGUUGUCCAUGCACCAGAUAGUGCCUCCCUCUCUUCAUCUCUUUUUCUUCUCUCCCUCUUUUAUCAUCAACUCGAACAUCAAGUUAGCAACACGUGUCAGAUUCAGCUCUUGUGUAGAGUAAAAGUAGUGGCUACAGCUCUUUUUUAUAUUGAGGAUUUUGGAGAGUGAAUAUUAUCAAUGAUGCUCUAUAGUAUGUUGGUAUAGCAGUACAGUAAAGCAUAUAUCUCAUUAUCAUUGUAAAUGUGGCUUUUUAAGAGAACCCCCUCUCUCAGCUUUUGUACUGUAGCUGCUUGAUAUUUUACAGCCUGAAGCUUGUGUCUCAAACCAGUACAGUAUGGUAGCUCACAGAUUUUAUGUGCAGGGAUGGUAUUGAAAUGCUUUUAACAGAUGCUUAUUGUUUUUGCACCUUACCAAGAUGGCGCCAAAUGAUGGUUUGAAAACAGUGUUAUGAUUAUAGUAGAGAAAUGAAACAAAUUCCUUACUCUUGUUCUAAAUAAUGAUCUGAAAUGGGCUUUUAGAAAAUUUUACCAUGUUUGUAAGUCUGAUAUUAUUAUUCGGGAUGUAACAAUGCUUCACGAUACAAUUAAAAAUCAGCACAAAAUGUGAAUAGAUCAGCCAAAUAUAGAUGCUGUCAUACUUCUUUUUAAUAAUCACAUAGCACUAUCUGCUUUUAGCUUCAAAUGUUUGAUGUCAGUUUCUGAUGCAGCAGCACUUAUCAGUGUCAUUUUAAACGAGAAAGUAUGCAUUUAUAUUUAAGUUUCUAUGGAACAUCAAAAUGUAAAAACAGUAUUACUUCUGUUUAUGAAGCUGGUUAAAGGAAAGGGAUAUCUUGCCGUUUUAUUGCCGGCGAAUUAAACUGAAAGAAUUGCAUUUAUUCAAACAUUGACAUAUGUCAUUGUAAAAGUGUAAAACCAUAAUAAAAUGUGGGGAAAUUAGAAUACAAACCCAGUAUUAUCAUUCAUAUCAUUUUGUGAGCAGAGUGUGUUAUCACAUCCUGAAUGUAGCAUUAUCAAUGGCAUUAUUUUGUGCUAAACAUUUUCUUUUCUAACAUUUACUCAAAGACGUGGUCAGCCAGCCACUUUGUCUUUCUCCUUUUACUCUUGUUCCCAGUCCUACUGGUUAUGAUCAGGUUUUUGUCAAAUCAGACUCAGAAUCAGCUCAAAGAGAGUAUUCAGGGCUCAUUAUGCUGCAGGCCAACCAACCUGCUAAGCUAUGCUGCCUGAUACUUAAAAAACUCUGUUUAAAUGAUAAUCUGCCCUUAGAAAUGACUCGAUUUGCUAAUGCUUACUAAAUCGUUUUGUGCCAUCUUGGUGUGUUUCACUGUAUUUGAUUUGUAAAUGCACACAGACAUAUCCUGUACUUUGUCUGCCUGGAACAGAAGACAAAUGUAAAGUUUUAUUUAUGGAUUUUAAAGGAUGGAUUAUGUUCUUAAAGUAUAUUGCACUUAUGGACAAGGCAUCUUUAUUUAUUAUGGUUUCAUACGAUCAUAUGCUGAGAAUGUAUGGAAAAUCCUGUCCUAAAGAGGAAAUGAUAAGAUUAUUGCUGUUUUUUUAACCUCAGCUAUCAAACCCCAACAACACAGCACAAAACAGAAGUGAUUUUUUUAGUGUACAUCUUGUGGAUGACUUUCCAUGCUUCCAGCCCAAAUAUUUCAAGGGUAUGGUGUUAAAAAAAAGAGAAAAAACUUCAAAUGAGAUCGCUUUAGUGCAAUGGCCAGUAAAUACCAAAAGGUUAAUGAGUUGCUUAUCAUAUUUCUGGCUGCUUUUUAACUGUCAUAGCUCUGGAUCGAAGCAUGCAGGUCCAUUUAUCUUCUGCUGUCCCUCUUUCCUGCCUUAUCGCUUGCUAUAGACAACAGCCCACCCUCACCCUAACCCCUCCACCCUAAUCCCAACCCCUCCCAAAGUGCUGCUUGUAAAGUAUCGUCAUUCAUGAUCCUUGUAAUGACUAACUGGAAACCUUCCUCUUGGCUCUGUCUUGUAUAUAAAUGGAGAUUUUCUGUGUUGGCUCUCAUCACACAGAUGAUAUUAACUCUCUCUUCCUGUGUAUACCAUGAUGAAUAAGAAUAACAGGGCCUGCUGCUUCGUCAAGUGUCACCGCAGAGCAAAGAGAACCAAGGGGUCUGUUUUGCACAUUUCAGCUCAGUUUGGAUGGGGGUGGUUAUUAACUAGGCGGGUAGGUGGUCCCGGGUUUUUGCUCGUUUGCUCUGAGCUGCUUUGACAGAAGCAGACUCAGGUCCCAGCCUGUGAUGAAGUCUUAAUCUCAGUGCUCACGUUUCUCUUUUAAGUGUUCUCGAGUUCUUUCUCAUGUCUGUGGACACGUAACUAAAGUUGUCAAGAAAAAAUAAGGCGAAUAAAUA